GUCGCGCUGCUGUCGCUGGGUGACCGCAGGUCGGUGUCCGUUCGUGGGCUUCUUCCACCUGUCGGAAGGCGUGCAGGAGCCGCGCCUGGACCAGGUGUUCCGCGGCGUCGCCUCCAAGGUCAAGGACACCGUCUUCUCCACCAUCGGGAGCUUCUGGGCGGGCGGCGCCAGCCGGAGCGACGCGGCCAAGCCGGCGACGGAGCUGGAGCCGGGAACGCCGGUCGACUGCAGGUACGGCCUGCCGGACCUGCAGCGCGAGGGCCAGCUGAUGGCGCUGUCACGUGACCGGCGCCUGAGCGCCGUCACGGACAGCUUCGGCCGCGUUACGCUGGUCGACAACCACGGCGGCGCCGCGCUCGGCAUGUGGAAGGGAUACCGGGACGCGGAAUGCGGCUGGCUGGACGUGCGCGAGCCUCGGCCGGCCGAGCAGCGGCGACCGCGGCGGCGCGCGCGCUUCCUAGCGCUGUACGCGCGCCGCCGCGGCCUGCUCGAAGUGUGGGCCGUCGUCGGAGGGCCCAAGGUGGCCGCCUUCAGCGUCAGCAAACACGGCAGACUGGUGAACGUGGCGCACGGCCUGAUGGGCCUGUCGGAGUCGGACGGCGCCGAGCCGAGCAGGCGCGCCUCCCAGCUGCUGCAGACCGUGUUCCUCUCGGCAGACGGCCGGCUGCUCACCCUAAACGUGCCCUUCCACCUGGCGCUCAGCGAGCGCAGUAGCCGGCGCGCGCACGGCCAGAAGCCGGCCAGCCUGGACCAUGACUCGCAGGUGCUGCUGCACACGGCCCUGGCCUACAAGCGGCUGCUGGCCGCUUACGUCGCCGCCGAGGCGGACCGCAUGGACACGGAGGACACGGAGGUCAGCCAAGAGGAGCUGUGCGGCCUGCUGCGCCUCUCGCCUGCCGAGGCGUCGGCGCUGGUGGCGCGCCGCGUCACGUUCGCCGAGCGGCGACCAGGCCCGGCUGAGUUCCUGCGCUGUCUCGAGGUCACCACCACACACGGCCAGGCCGCCGUCUCGCUGCGGCCAGGGAUCACAGAGGAGGAGACGGCCGAGCUGGGUUACAUCAGCUCCGUUCUCCUGACCAGUCCCUCGCCGCCCGACUGGCGGGGCUCGUGCCCGGUCGGCGGCGAACGGAGGCGGCCGUUCGGUCUGUCCUAG
Pollicipes pollicipes is the source of this 1153-nucleotide messenger RNA. Its product is annotated as rab3 GTPase-activating protein non-catalytic subunit. The transcript is spliced from 10 exons. Gene Ontology annotation, biological process: regulation of GTPase activity. The record is from RefSeq and is a predicted model, not a curated record. Lineage: Eukaryota; Metazoa; Arthropoda; Thecostraca; Pollicipedomorpha; Pollicipedidae. The coding region runs from base 269 to 1153 and encodes 294 amino acids.